Messenger RNA from Coccomyxa subellipsoidea C-169, 4182 nucleotides. RefSeq lists its product as hypothetical. Gene Ontology annotation, cellular component: cytosol. The coding region runs from base 1 to 4182 and encodes 1393 amino acids. Gene Ontology annotation, biological process: protein phosphorylation. Lineage: Eukaryota; Viridiplantae; Chlorophyta; Trebouxiophyceae; Coccomyxaceae. The transcript has 22 exons. The record is from RefSeq and is a predicted model, not a curated record. Gene Ontology annotation, molecular function: ATP binding; eukaryotic translation initiation factor 2alpha kinase activity; protein binding.
AUGGCUAGAAAGAAGAAGAAGGGGUCCAAACAGACUGCAUCAAAAGAGCCAGCUCUCACCAGAGCCGCUCAAGAAGAGCUGGUCGCCUUGCAAGCCAUCUUCUCCAACCCCGAAGGAGAUGCCGAUGAGGAAGAACCCUUCAAGAUCGAUGAAGACGAGCAGGGCUUUUCACUCAGAGUUGUCCCCCAUCCAGGAGAUGCCGAAGCAAACUUUGUCUGGGCAGAGCUGGGCAUCAGGCUGACUGGUGGAUAUCCUGAGGCGCCAUGCGCUCUCCGAGUCAAGGAGACAAAGGGGCUGUCAGUCCCUGACAAACGUGCCUUGUCAAAGGCAUUGCACCGCGCUCUUGCGCAGCAUGCACAGCAGGAGGAGGUCUGCGCCUUUGACCUGGUGGAGGCAUGCCAGGAGUUCUUGCAGCAGCGCAACAAGCCCUCCAAGGAUGAGGCGGAGGAGGCCGCAUCGAUCUCCCUCUGGCACGACAUGCAGCGGAGGGACGCGCCAAGCAGCGGAGCCAGCAGCGAGACUGGGGACGACCUGUAUGUGGAUCAGGCAGCCUGGGGCUCCGCAGGCGCGGGAGGGCUCUUUGACACAGUUGCCCCUACUGACCCAGCCAAGCCCUCCAGUGCUGCCUGGGCCGCAGCUCGCCCUUUGCAGGCCUCCAAUCCCACACCUCCAGCAAGGUUGGCACCGGAUCGCAGCACUGCCAGCCUGCAGAAGAUGCCGCUGGGCCCUGCAGCUGACCUGGCAGCGAGGAGGGACAGCGGCACGCAGCUGGCUUCUGCCGUGGAUAUUCCACGGGCCCCAAGCGACUACAAGAGCCCCGACCAGAAGCAGGUGGACGGCGCCCAGGCAGAGCCGCUCCAGCCGGCGGGUCAGAGGCCCGCUGGCCACAGCGCAGCAUCUGCAAGUAUAAGUCACAAGCGCUCGAGCGGCAGCGGGGACCGCAGCGAGCCCUCGAGCAGCAUGGUGGGGAAUCUGAUCAGCACCAUGCGCACCGGCUUCAGCCGCGUGAUGGCCGCGCUGCCGCCGGCGCUGCGGCGCACGCUGCGGGACGGCUCGGCGGGGAGCAGCGCGGCGGGGAGCGAGGAGGAGGGUGAGGAAGGCGAUGCAGGGGAGCGAACGCGCGAGGAUAUCAAGAAGGACCUUCUGCUGGGCCACCUGCUGGGCCUGUUGACUGAGGGCGGAGAGGGCAUGCCAGCACAUGCGCUGCCCGCCCUCGCCUCCAGCCUGGCCGACAGCGGCCUGCUGCCGCGCUGGGUGCAGGUGUCCCUGGUGCAGCAGCCAGCGCUCUUCGACCGCGCCUUCCAGAGGCUCUUCAGCAAGGAGGUGGCCAAGGUGGCUGCUGAGACCUCUGUCGGCGGGGCAGGCGGCGGCGGCGGCGGCGGCGGCAUGGGCCGCGAUCCUGCAGCCUCCUGGGUUCUGGACCGCUUCUGGCAGCGCCCCUCUGCCAAGGCGCCCCUGGCGCGGCCCCCGGCCGCCCCUCGCGCCGGCGAAGAGACCUCCAGAUACCUCAGCGACUUCCAGGAGCUGCGGACGCUGGGCAAGGGCGGGUAUGGGCUGGUGGUGGCGGCGGUGAACCGGCUGGACGGGCGCCAGUACGCGAUCAAGAAGAUCAAGAUGCCCUCCUCCGCGCCGGCCGCCUACUCGCGCCUCAUGCGCGAAGUGGCCACGCUCGCUCGCCUGCAGCAUGCCUUCAUCGUGCGCUACUUCCAGGCGUGGUGCGAGGCGGGCGUGGGGGACAUACCCAUGGACACGGAUGUGGACACAGAUGCUGGGGACUGGCUGGCAGAGACAUCCGAGAGCCAGUCGCACGCUGUGGCACCCUCCAUGCGCCAGCUGGCCUUCACCGGGCUUGACACUGUGCAGGAGGUGUCAUCUGAAGGCACCCCCACGUCAGCACCCACACAGCAUGGCACGGUCAUCAGGCAGCUGCUGGCUGGGCUAGCAAAUAUCCACAGCCAAGGCAUUAUCCACAGGGACCUGAAGCCGGCGAACAUCUUCUACGAUGCGCGAGGAGACAUCAAGCUGGGGGACUUUGGCCUGGCCAAGUUUGCCGCCGUGCCAGAGGCCGAGGAGGAGGCAGGAGAGAGAGGGGGCGUCGGCGGCGCAGCUCAGAGGCCCGAUGCAGAUUCGCAGCACGGGAGCGCUCUGGGGGAGACUACCGGCCGUGUGGGCACCUCCUUCUACAUCAGCCCAGAGGUGGCGAAUGGAUGGGCGCGCUACGAUGACAAGGUGGACAUAUUCAGCCUGGGCAUCGUGGCGUUUGAGCUGUGGCAUCCGUUUGCGACGGGGAUGGAGCGCGUUGCGCUGCUGCGGGACCUGCAGGGCCACGGCGUCAUGCCCGCCGAGUGGGAGGCCGCCCACCCCCAGGUGGCGCGGCUAAUCAGGUGGCUGACAGCGGCGAAUCCUGCGGACCGGCCCAACGCGCGCGAGGUGCUGCGCAGUGAGCUGCUGCCCCCAACCGUGGGGGAUGAGCAGCUGACUGACCUGCUGCGUUCCCUCCCAGACAACUUGGAUGCGUAUGAGCGUGUGGUGGACGCCAUAUUCAGCAUGCCAAGCGACCUGCUGGUCCAGGACGAGGUCCCAGGCACACCUAACUCCCUGCAGGUGUCAGCGCGCAAUGCGGUGGUGGAUGUGAUAGAGAGGGUGUUUGAGGUGCACGGCGCGGUCCCAAUGGACAGCUCUGACGUGGGCUUCUGCCCCAUCGAUGCACCCGCAGACAUCGCUGCCAUGCUGUCCACCAGCGGCGCCCGCCUGGCCAUGAGGCAAGCACACCUCAGCUUGCACCUGCAUUCUACCCAACAAUCUCCUGGCCCGCUCUCCCUCCCUCCAUGCAGGAAGUAUGAGCUGCGGGCUCCCUUUGCAGCCUGGCUGGCGAGGCAAGCAGCCUCCGGCGUGCGUAGCUCUGCCAUCCUGGAAGCCAUGCGCAGAUACGAGGUGGCGUGGGUGAGGAGGCGGGGCGUGGGGCGUUGCCUACCGCGCGCAUACCUGCAGGCCGACCUCGACAUCGUCACCCUGCCGGGCUCCACUCCAUCAGAGACACUGCUGGCGGACGCAGAGGUCAUCCGCACUGUGUCUGAGGUGAUGGACGCGCUGCCGGAGUGGUCUGGUGAGCUGGAGGUGCGCUUGGGCCACCGCUCCCUCCUGGACGCCUCACUCACGCACGCCCACGUACCCAAGGAGCUGCGGGGGAGCGCGCUGCGGCUGCUGGCAACAGGAUUGGCGCCGUCGCCGAGGACAGCAGGAGCGCGCUCCAAGCACUGGCCGUCCAUCCGCGUCGCCCUGGAGGGCCUCGGUCUCUCCGGCAACGCCGUCGCCGGCUGCAAGCAAUUCCUGCUGCAGGUGCCGGGCGAGGCGGAGGCUGCGCUGCACCGGCUGCACGCAAAGCUGGUGGACGCGCCGACCGGGGCGCGGCGGCCGUCGGGGCAGGUGCAAGCGGCGCUGGAGGCGGUGCGGCUGGUGACGGCGCACCUGCGCGCCUGGGGCCUGCCGGCCGCCCAGGUCGUUGUCGACCCCCUGCUGCGGCCCCACGCCGACUACUACACCGGCGUCGUGCAUCUGGUUCAGCCAGGCACUGGCGCAUCCUCCCUGCUUGCUGUGGGCGGGCGCUACGAUGGGCUGCUGAAGUCGCUGUGGCCGCCUGCGAUGGGGACGCCCAUGGGCGCCGUCGGUGUCACGCUCAACGUGGAGCGCCUCUUUGUGCUGGCCGCGCCGCAUCCCAGACGGGGCCGCCCACCCGCACUGCAAGCCUCCCAGGCGGAGGUGCUGGUGUGCGCGAAGGGCGGCGGAGGUCUGCUGAGGGAGCGCAUGGCGCUAGCGGCGUUGCUGUGGGAGGCGGGCGUGCGAGCGGAGCUGGUGCACAGCGCGUCCCCCAGCCAGACCGCGCAGUACGAGUACGCGGGCGCUCGCCACAUCCACUGGCUUGUCACCAUCAACGCAGCCACCUUCUCCACCACCGACACCGUCCGCGUGAAGAAUCUCGAGCGGCGCACGGAGGAGGACGUUCCCUACAGCGAGGUGGCCAGGUUCCUGGCAGCCGCACUGCCUCGCCUGCAGCAGAAGGAGGCCAUCAUCUCGCGGCAGCAGCAGCAGCGCGAAAUGGCGGCAGCCGCGCAGGAGGAAGCCGAUGAUCGCCCUGGAUUUGAAGACAUGCGCCGAGGCUCCAGGAAGUUUGAUCGCAGAUAA